Molecule: messenger RNA, 2995 nt
Organism: Pogona vitticeps (central bearded dragon)
Lineage: Eukaryota; Metazoa; Chordata; Lepidosauria; Squamata; Agamidae
Source: RefSeq, a predicted model, not a curated record
UUUGCCACGGUGGAUACCAUAACAACCUGACACAAUCAGGCUUCAUUUCAGUGAGAAAAAUGUUCAUGCUAUGCAUUGCUAUUGGGUUGUUCUAUAGUCACCAUGUUGGAACAGCAUAUUCACUCAGUGACAAUGGUGGUAAUCCAUUUCCAUGGAAUAAAAUGAGGCUCCCCAGGCAUGUCUUUCCAAUUCAUUAUGACCUUCUGAUCCAUCCAAAUCUUACCACUCUGACCUUUACGGGAUUGACGAAAAUUGAGAUUACAGUAACCCAAGAAACUAAUUCAAUCAUCCUGCACAGCAAGUAUCUCCAGAUUACCAAAGCUACGAUCCAAAAAGCAAUGGAAAGCACCGGGAUUGAUGACAAAGUGGUGGUUUUAGAGUAUCCACCGUUUGAACAAAUUGCACUUCUUGCAGCUGAACCUCUGCAAGUUGGUAGCUACGUGGUUAGAAUUGAGUACGCUGCCAAUUUAUCUGAGAGUUAUCAUGGUUUCUAUAAAAGCACAUACAGAACUCCAGAAGGAGAAGUAAGGGUGCUUGCAUCAACACAGUUUGAACCAACGACUGCACGAAUGGCCUUCCCUUGCUUUGAUGAACCUGCAUUCAAAGCUAUAUUUUCUGUUAAGCUCAGAAGAGAACCCAAACACCUUGCACUAUCUAACAUGCCUCUGGUGAAAUCUAUUAUUCUUAAGGAAUGGCUCAUUGAAGAUCACUUCGAGAUCAGUGUAAAGAUGAGCACUUAUCUAGUAGCCUUCAUUGUUUCCGAUUUCAAAUCAGUUUCCAAGAUGACCAGCCGUGGAAUUAAGGUUUCAGUGUACACUGUUCCACAUAAGAUCAACCAAGCUGAUUAUGCUUUGGAUGCAGCAGUGAAGCUCCUAGAUUUCUAUGAAGAAUAUUUUAGCAUUCCAUAUCCUUUGCCCAAACAAGACUUGGCAGCUAUUCCUGAUUUUCAGUCUGGUGCAAUGGAGAACUGGGGAUUGACUACAUACAGGGAAUCUGCUUUGUUAUAUGACCCAGAGAAGUCCUCUGCAUCAAGUAGACUUGGAAUUACCUUAGUUGUAGCCCAUGAACUUGCUCACCAGUGGUUUGGAAACCUGGUGACCAUGGAGUGGUGGAAUGAUCUUUGGCUCAAUGAAGGAUUUGCAAAAUUUAUGGAAUUUAUCUCAACAAGUGUUACCCACCCAGAACUGAAAGUUGAAGAUUAUUUUUUGAACAAAUAUUUUCAAGCCAUGGAAGUAGAUGCUUUAAAUUCUUCACAUCCUAUAUCUACUCCUGUUGAAGAUCCAUCUCAGAUCCUAGAAAUGUUUGAUGAUGUUUCCUAUGACAAGGGAGCAUGUAUUUUAAAUAUGUUACAGGAUUAUCUCACUCCAGAAGUCUUUAAAGCUGGACUUGUUAAAUAUUUGGUUCGAUUCAGUUAUCAGAAUACACGAAAUGAAGAUCUGUGGAACAGUUUGUCAGAUGUUUGUCCUGUGGAUGAUUCUGAGGAAAGUCGUGUUCAAAAUACUGGGUUUUGUGCAAGAAACAAGGAGACAAUCUCAAAUGAUCACUGGAAGAAAAGCGACUUCCAUGAUGUGAAGACAAUGAUGAAUACUUGGACACUGCAGAAAGGAUACCCACUAGUGACUGUUACAAUGAAAGGGAGGAACAUUCAUUUGCAACAAGAGCACUAUAUGAAGAGCUCUAGUUUUUCUUCGCGAACAGGGAAUCUGUGGCAUGUUCCAUUAACAUAUAUUACUAGUAAAUCUGCCAUUGUUCAGAGAUUUUUGCUGACAACAAAGACAGACGAUAUCGUUCUCCCAGAAGAAGUGGAAUGGAUAAAAUUUAAUGUAGGCAUGAAUGGUUAUUAUAUUGUCGACUAUGGAGAUGAUGGAUGGGAUGCUUUGGUUCGCCUUUUAAAAGAAAAUCAUAAAGUGAUUAGCAGCAAUGAUAGAGCCAGCCUCAUCAACAAUGCAUUUCAGCUGGUGAGUGUUGGAAAGCUGUCAAUUACCAAAGCUCUUGAUUUAACAUUAUACCUAAAACAUGAAUCUGAAAAUACUCCUGUGCUUCAAGGACUGGAUGAACUAAUUCCUUUGUACAAACUGCUGGAGAAGAGGGACAUGAAUGAGACUGAACAUCAGUUAAAGGGAUACAUUGCUAAUCUGUUCAAAACCAUAAUUGAUGCACAGUCUUGGGAUGAUGAAGGCACAAUGUCUGAGCGAGUUCUUCGGAGCUCCCUGCUUGUAUUUGCCUGUGUACGCAAGUACCAACCAUGUGUGGACAAAGCAAAAGAAUAUUUCAUGAAAUGGAAAAACUCCAAUGGGACUCUAAAAUUGCCAAAUGAUGUUAAAUUUGCAGUAUAUGCUGUUGGAGCACAAACAGAUGAAGGCUGGGACUUCCUUUUUAACAAAUAUCAGCUACCUGAGUUCAGUACUGAAAAAAAUGUAAUUGAAGCUGUUCUCAGCCUGAGCCAAAAUGUGGAAAAGCUUCAGUGGUUAAUGGAUCAGGGCUUGCAGGGUGACAUAAUAAAAACUCAGAAUCUUCCGUAUAUUGUCACGAGCGUUGGAAGGAAUCCUGUUGGUUACAAGUUAGCAUGGAAAUUUUUGAAGGAGAACUGGGAGAAACUUGUAAAAAAGUUUGAACUUGGUUCACAUUCCAUUGCACACAUGGUUGCUGGUGUAACAAAUAAGUAUUCUACAAAGGCACAGCUUGCGGAGGUAAAAGACUAUUUCAACUCUCUUGACAAAAAAAGUUCAGAGCUCCGUGCUGUCCAACAAGCCAUAGAAACCAUUAAAGAUAAUAUCCGGUGGAUGGAUGAGAAUCUUGAAAAAAUCAAAAAGUGGUUACAGGCCAAUAGCAAAGUAUGAAAUUGUGCAUGGAUUACAGAAUUAAAAAUGAUUUUGCACUAGAAGACUGCUCCUUUGCCUUAGAGGGGCAAAAAAAAACAUUACUGUUUGGAACGCAAUGAACACUGGAGAAAGUAAUUUUAAAAAUGAAUCAGUAAAAUAAAGUUUGAAAUACA